Molecule: messenger RNA, 3081 nt
Organism: Molossus molossus (Pallas's mastiff bat)
Lineage: Eukaryota; Metazoa; Chordata; Mammalia; Chiroptera; Molossidae
Gene: RNF114
Product: ring finger protein 114
Exons: 6
Coding region: 6-692 (228 amino acids)
Biological process (GO): protein polyubiquitination; ubiquitin-dependent protein catabolic process
Molecular function (GO): ubiquitin protein ligase activity
Source: RefSeq, a predicted model, not a curated record
GCAAGAUGGCGACGCAACAGCCGGACCGUGAGGGUGGUGCGCAGCUGGCAGGGCCUGCGGCGGAGGCCGACCCCCUGGGCCGCUUCACCUGUCCCGUGUGCCUAGAGGUGUACGAGAAGCCGGUGCGAGUGCUCUGCGGACACGUCUUUUGCUCUGCAUGCCUGCAGGAAUGUCUGAAGCCGAAGAAGCCUGUCUGUGGGGUAUGUCGCAGCCCUCUGGCACCUGGCGAGCGAGCCGCGGAGCUCGAGCGGCAGAUUGAGAGCACAGAGACUACUUGCCAUGGCUGCCGCAAAAAUUUCUUCCUAUCCAAGAUCCGGGCCCACGUGGCUACCUGUUCCAAAUACCAGAAUUACAUUAUGGAAGGUGUGAAGGCUACCACUAAGGAUGUGUCCCUUCAGCCAAGGAAUGUCCCAAACCGUUAUACCUUUCCUUGCCCUUACUGUCCUGAGAAGAACUUUGAUCAAGAAGGACUUGUGGAACACUGCAAGUUAUCCCAUAGCACGGAUACCAAAUCUGUGGUUUGUCCGAUAUGUGCCUCCAUGCCCUGGGGAGACCCCAACUACCGCAGCGCCAACUUCAUCGAGCACAUCCAGCGGCGGCACCAGUUUUCUUACGACACUUUUGUGGAUUACGAUGUUGAUGAAGAGGACAUGAUGAAUCAGGUGUUGCAACGCUCCAUCAUCGAUCAGUGAGCAGAGCUUCUGCUGUCCGUCUCACGUUCCAGAGCUUCCAUUACAUGUUAUAUGUGAAACCUUUAAUAUACAACAGACCCAGAAGUGAGCCUGGUAUUAGGACAGGGUCACUUCUAACAGGGAAACAGUUCCCAGGUCAGAGCCCUCCUUUCCUUUGGGCUCUUCUUCCCCUACUGUUAACCCUGUUUGUCACAUGUCUUGUCUUUGAUUGCUCCUUAGCUACUUCCUGGAGUUUCUGCUUCCUCUUCUGGAAGAAAACCCAGCUUCUCCACCUGUCCUCGUCUCACACUAGUUCCUCUCGUCCAGUGUUCAUCUCUCAGGUCUUUCGAGCCAGCCAGGACCUUUUGUGGGUCAUGAAUAGCACAAAUGAGACAAGUGUCUCCUCUCCUUGUCCCUGGGGUGUGUGAGCGCUGGCAGCAGUGCAUCUUAUCAGAGCUGGAGCGCCUUCGGUGUAGGAAAUUCUGUUAGUUGCUCCUUCACAGCAGCUGCCAGAGCUGGAGUUGACCUCCCAGGAAACCUUUCAACAGUCUGCUGGGGCGAAUGUUCUGGGUUUAGCACGGUCUGAUCCUGGACGUUUUGAUUAGUGAUAUUUUGCUGCCACUCCAGCACACCCUUAGAAUGAACUGGUUUGAUCCUAAAUGCCUGCCUGGUGCCUUUUUAGGAUAAGGUGUAGCACGUGUUUUUAGUGGAAAUAAAUGUUUCUAGGUUAGAAACUUAGGUUAAACUCCCAUUUCUCCACAAGUGGGGAGGAAGGUCAGCUAAGAGACAGGAAGACCAUAGCUUUUUGCUUAUGAUUUUCAAACUAAUAAGGUAUUUUCAAAUGAUUGGGUCAUGUUUACCUCUCUGUUUGGGAGCCUGCUUACAUUCUUGUCCUUGAGGCACAAAAAGGAGUCCUCAAAUGAAUAAGAGGGAAGAGGUUCGGGGCCCAAGUGGAUACCAGUUUUUUUAUUUGUUAACUUAGAUUAAACUGAGCAUUGCUUUUCUAUCAGAGAGAGGUGGUAGGAAAUCUAAUACCACAACCUGCCAUCCCUUCUGGCAAGACACUGUUCAAAGGUACAACAUCUGUGAGCAGUUGUUAAUGGAAACUGUCUCCUAGAAACUUGCUUUGGUAGUGGCCCAAUAAGCUUGAAAUUCAACGUGUUUCACAAUAAACACAAGGCUGAGAGCCGGCAGUCAAAUCCGUAGGAGCAGAACCUUUGACCAAAGGGCAUCUGGAUUUAGGUUUGCUUCUUCACGUCAGACCUCUCUAGUCUGAGAUGGAAAUUUCUUCUGGUUCAGUGGCUGAGGUUGCAAGUGACAGGGCUUGGGGCCUGUGCCCCCCACUGCUGUGGGCCUCUCCCUACCUGCCAGUAAGAAUUGUGAAUGCCUCAUAACCAGCAAAAAUGGGACCCUUUGGGGCAAAGUAAUUUUUUCUAAUGUGCUGUUGCUUGGAAAGGCCCAGAUGUUAAGGUCAGCUUCUUCACUGUAGUUUUUGGAAAGUGUUUACCCAGACCUCCCUGAAUUGAGAUCAUCUUGGUCUAAGUUUAAAGAGAACUUGAACAAAACCUUCAUUUUAGGGAACUGAAGAGAGCGUGUCCGUCUCACUGGUGGUACCAAGAAACUGAUUUCCUUGUAUUAAGUGCACUUCAUGUAUUUCUAAUAAGAUGAUUUUCCAGAAAGUGAAAUUUGUUACAUUCUGGCUUUUAAAAGGCAAAGUAUAAAUAAAUUUCAUAAUUUAUCCAACUGGUAAGCUGCAGUGCCUGUUUUCAUUACUACCACUUGCUGAAGUCUGGGCCUAGGGAGCCUCUAGAACAUUGUUGCUCUUUCUAAGGGGAAGUUCUUAGAAAGUCACAAGUGAUUCCCAUCUGGCGCUGAUCUCAGCUCUGAGAUUUCACCAGCUGAGCCUCGCUGGGCCUGUCUGCUCUGGAAAGUGAACUCACCCCCACUUCUCACAGUUGGGAGAUCUGGUGAAGUGAGAAGUGACUGCUCCAUGAAGCAAGGCCUAGACACUGGCUUUAGCUCCAUUCAGAUGGCUGGACAGCAGCCCCGAGACAUUGUAGUGACAGUUUCACAGGUUGGGAUCUGAGGUCCUGAGUGUGUUUGAAGUUCUGAGCUCUGCUACUGGCUGUGGGACAUUUGGCAAAUACUUGCCUUUUCUGCACCCAUUUCUCUGCGAUCAAGUUUUUUUGGCCAAGUUGAACUUGUACUGUUACAGAUGAAAUACUCAAAUGUUUACCUGUUUUUAAUUACAUAUAUGUUUAAAACAAAUGUAGAAAUAGCUAGGUUAGCUAUCACUAAACCCAGAACAUUAGUCUUCCAGCUCCAUCUUCAACAUAUUUAAUGCUACUGACCCCUCCCUCCUUUUAGAAGCAGUUGCUUCUGCAACACCAUCCUGGUUUCUCUACCAUAU